Messenger RNA from Bombina bombina (fire-bellied toad), 6952 nucleotides. It is a transcript of the gene TENT5B, whose product is annotated as terminal nucleotidyltransferase 5B. Gene Ontology annotation, biological process: mRNA stabilization. The coding region runs from base 330 to 1532 and encodes 400 amino acids. NCBI's taxonomy places the organism in Eukaryota, Metazoa, Chordata, Amphibia, Anura, Bombinatoridae. Gene Ontology annotation, molecular function: RNA binding; poly(A) RNA polymerase activity. The record is from RefSeq and is a predicted model, not a curated record. The transcript has 2 exons.
UGCUGUCAGAGGAAACAUCUCGGCUUGUGUGUCAGUGGCUUCACGUUACACGCCCCAUCUCUGACAGCAAUCUACGCAGCACCGGUGAGCCCUGACCACGCUUUUUUAACUUCAACUUCGCCGAGUUUUUAAUUUUUUUGAGUCGUAACUGUUUUUUAAUUACAUCUUAAUCAUCGUAAAAGAAAAAUACGUUUUAAGAACAUUAAAAAAAAAAUCAAUCAUUACUACGUGAGAAGACUCAGCAAGGAUUGACCCUUCGUCUAUUUUAUUGCGUAACAUUCAUCGGAGCCUAAGAAGAAAUCCCUCUACAGAAGAGCCUUUGGUUUGCAAUGUCCGCCUCUCUCCCUCAGUCUCCUCCGGCAGCUUCUCCAGUUUCCUCCCCACGUUUCAGCGUCCUCUCCUGGCCCCAAGUCCGCCGACUGGAUGCAGUCCUCGGGGAGAGCGUCCCUAUUCAUGGCCGGGGGAAUUUUCCCACCUUGUCGUGCACGCCUCGGCACCUCGUGCAGGUGGUUCGGAAAAGAUUGGAGCAGAAUGGAAUCCUUGUACACAACGUACGGCUGAAUGGCUCUGCUGCCAGCCAUGUGCUUCAUCAUGAUAGUGGCUUGGGAUACAAGGACCUGGACCUUAUCUUCAUGGUUGAUUUAAAAGGCCCAGAAGCCUUCGAGGUAGUGAAGCAUGCUGUUCUAGAUUGCCUUCUGGACUUCCUGCCCCCAGGGGUUAACAAAUCAAAAAUUACACCAAUGACUUUGAAUGAGGCUUAUGUUCAAAAGCUGGUGAAAGUCUGCACAGAGAGUGACAGGUGGAGUCUUAUCUCUUUAUCUAACAACCAUGGAAAAAACAUGGAGCUUAAGUUUGUGGACACUCUGAGACGCCAGUUUGAGUUCAGUGUCGACUCUUUUCAAAUCAUUCUUGACUCUUUGCUGAUGUUUAGUCAGUGUUCAGAGAGCCUUAUGUCUCAAAAUUCCCAUCCUACUGUUACCGGGGAGAGCAUGUAUGGGGAUUUUGAAGAGGCCAUGGACCAUUUGCGCAACAAGAUCAUUGCCACACGUAACCCAGAGGAGAUAAGAGGAGGAGGUCUCCUUAAGUAUUGCAACUUGCUGGUUAGGGGUUUCAAACCAAAGUCUGAGGUGGACAUGAAGACCAUGCAGAGAUACAUGUGCUCUCGCUACUUCAUAGACUUCCCAAGUAUACGAGAGCAAAUGCGGAAAUUGAAAUGCUACUUGCAGGACCACUUUGUGGGCAUGGAGGACAAACGCUAUGAUUGCCUGAUGACUCUCCACAAUGUGGUAAAUGAGAGUACAGUGUGCCUGAUGGGACAUGAACGAAGACAGACUCUCACACUGAUCUCUACUUUGGCUGUCCAGGUGUUAGCGGAACAAAAUUUUGUCUCCACUGUGCCCAACUAUACUUGCUACUACCAGCCAUCUGCUUUCAUGGGAGACUUAAACUACAACAGCUAUUAUUUUACCCCUGUACAGUCUGUAGUUCCCUGCAGCCACACCUACCAGACUUGGCUUCCGUGUUGCAACUGACAAGCAGGCCUGGCAGACUGACUUGAGCACUUCUCACUUGUUGGUUCAAGCAAUAGAAUAAAUUAGGAAUCUUACCUUUGCAUUUUUUUCUGCAUUUACUUUAGAUGAAUGUGGCCAGGCACAUGCCUGCAAGUGUGGAAAUCAUGCAUUUCUUAAAGUUUUUUUUUUGUUUUGUUUUUUUUUGAGACUCACCAUGCAGGAGCUGGCCAUGGAACAGAACACUCUUUUGAUUAAAAGACUUUACUGGUGGAUUGUACCAGAAUUUGGUUUAAUGUGUAAGAUUCUGUGUCCCAAUUGCAGGCUAAAGGUUUUAUUUUUCCUUCUAAGGACCAAAGAGAACAAGUUAGAUCUAAGUGCCUGUAUGUCUGAAAAUGCAAGAAACGUGUAGACACAAAUGGUUUGAUUCCUAGAUGCUCAAGCGCUAACUGGUCUCAGUAUUAAUGCAAUCAAUCUCCCAAUGACAUCCCCACCUCCCUCCCGGUUUGGUUUUAUGGAGGUGUCCUUUUAGCCCAUGUGGGUUUUAAUUUGCAUGGUUUUUAAAACAAAGGCGGUUUUCCCUUUGUUUUUAAAAGGGAGAGAAGUAACAAGCAUAAGUAAUCUGCAAUGAAAAGUGAAUUCUUUUUAGAGGACAAAAUUAAUUUCUUCCAUACUGACUCUUGAUUGGCUGCAAGCAUGCUUGCAGCCAAUCAAAAUAUAUAAAUACUAAAUGGAUGUUUGAGGGCAGUGGAAAGUGAUGCAACUUAAAGGGACAUGAAACAAGUUUUUCUUUCAUUACUGAUGGAGCGUACAUUUUUUAACAACUUCCCAAUUUUACGUAAAUUGACUUCAUUUUAUUCCUUGCUUAAGUAGCAAUACACUGCUGGGAGCUAUCUAAAAACAGGUGAGCAAUUAAUGAGGCAUAUGUGCAGCCACCAAUCGGCAGCUUGCUCCCGUUGUGCAUUGCUGCACCUGAGCCUACAUAGGUAUGCUUUUAAAAAAGGAUACUAACAAAAUUAAGCAAAUAUAAUGGAAGUAAAUUGGAAGUUUAUUUAAAAUUGUAUUCUCUCUCAGAAUCCUGAAAGACAAAAUGUCCCUUUUUUAAAAGGGGAAGCUUUGUGAGGAUUUUUAAACUUAAAACUAACUUUAUUGCAUCUUACUCCUAAAGCUUCCUAAGAUAAUUUUAAGUAUUUGAACAGGUUGUUACUUCCUGAGGACUUAACUAAUAUGGGAUUACCUAAUAUUACUAUAAUAUUACUAUUUUAGAGGAAGUGUUUUAAAGCUGUGUUUAAGGGAUAUAAUACUAGAAUUUCAUUGUAUAUUUUUUUUUUAGCUUUGAUUGGCAGCAUUUUGACCUUGUGUCCUUAAUGUGUCUGCAAGGUGUUUUUUGGACUGGAGUUAUACUAUGCACUGCCAAUUACACACUACUUUAAAAGACUUCUUGUCCCAUGCAGUUUGUAAACUUAAGUUGCAGGUUUUUUAAAUUUCUCUACAAAGUGGACCAUACAUACUAACUACAUAUAUUCUACAUACAUACAGUUUAAUGACCCAUAAUUGGUGGUGCUACUUGCUCAAAUGAGGUUUUUGUUAAUUAAAAGGGACACUACUAUACAAUGUUUCCCCUUAAUAUGUUCCUAAUGACCUAAUUUGUUAUACCUACUACAGAUUAAUGUAGGAAAACUAAUCCUUAAUUUUUUAUUUUUAUUUGAAAUAGCUGGUUUUUCUAAGUAAUACUUUCUGUUCCCCUCAUGCCUAUAUAAAUGUACUGUGCCUGCAGGGAAAGCAGACCUGCUAAUGUGUUGUCUUUACACACAACGUAAUUGUUAGGUAUUGAAAUGGUAAUUAUGGUUGAGGGUUCAGUGAGCACAACCUACUUAUUUCAGAUAUAAAAAUGUUUCUCAUAACCCCACUAGGAGUUUAAUUAUAUUGUCUCCUGUUUGUUUAGCUUUUUUGCAAAGCAUUUUUUUCCCUAUUCAGUGUGCUUGGCUGUUUCUACUGGAAAAAGUCAAUUAUUUCAAAUAUCAUACAAAGGAGUUAGCAAAUACUCAGCAGGUAAAGUUAACCAUUGGGAACACAUUAAAGGGGAAGACGUACCAUGUCCCUUUAACAUACCCUGCUCACUUGUUGUGACAGUUAAUAUUCACUAGAGGAGAUAGUUUGAGAUAUUCUAUCAUGUUUUUUUAAUAAUAAACAUACCUACGUUAUCCGUUAAACAUAAAGGGGGAAAACUUAAGUGUCUUGCAGAGCUAUAAAAUAUAUCUUUGCAUAUUUCCCAUAUUCAAAAAUUUGUGCUAGCAAACUUUUUUCCCUCCAUACUCUGCACUGUAUUUAAAAAAAAUAAAAAAUGGAAAAAAUUCUAUCUGAUUUUAAUGUUAUUCAUAACUUCAGAUAGGUGUUUGUUUUUACUAACAAUCUCAUUUUUUUCCACUCGUGUUUUUGUUUUAAUAAAAAAAUAGGGAUUUUAAUUUAGUUGUAACAAUGUCAUCAUGAGGUGGUGCAAAAGUAAACCUGUCUCAAAUAAAUUAAAUCCUUAGAGGAGCCUGUACAAAAUAAAAAUGAAGGGUUGUGGCAUUCAAUGUGUUUAAAUGAGUCAUCUACAUAGUAGUGCAAAAUUUUAUUUUUCUAUUAAUAUUUUAACAAGGGCUCAAAACCUUUGACUAACAAUCUAAAUUAUAGCCUAGUGAUAGUUUGAAUGCAAUUAACAACCUGUUCAGAUUUUAAUCAUCUUUAAUUAGAAGUUUGCAAACUACAAGUAAUGGGUGUGGUCAUAAUGUUAAUGGUUUUUAGCCAAUCCAUUUGCCCCAAUAGGGGAAACUAGGAAGUUAAACACUAGGACAUUUUUUUUCCUUCAUGUUGGGAGGGUUACAUAUAAAACAUUUGAGCCAAUACUGUCCUGUCUAUGUGCCAAUAUCUGACCAAUUGCUGUAGUUUUAAUACUCCCAAUGCAUAGUGCUCUACAUUUAACAACUUAAUAUCACGCUGCAGUCAACUGGUUAGAUUAGUUUCCUAAACUGUUUAAGAGCAGGAGUGCUGUGCAAAUACCAGAACACAAAGGAGGGGGCAGACUGAAACAUACCACCUGACUAGGGCCACACUCUCUUAAGGGGAUACUACAUCUAUUUCACACCUGCCUUUAAUCAUGGCUACCACCAUUUUGGUUACACUGGAGGUAUCUGAAGGAGAGUUGCUGCACAUGUGCAAAUAGGAAUAUAGUGAAAGAUGGCUUAACAUGGUAGUACCCAUGCCUUAGGGAGGCGGGAAAUAACCUUAAUACUAUGAUUAUAAAAUGCAUUUAAUGUUUUAUGGUAACAUUGCUACACAAGCCUCUACAGCUGUAGAUAGUUUGCUUGUCAGCUGUACACAAACUAGCAAUAUAUAUUUUGGGGCACAGUUCUUGUGAAUCCUUUGAAGAGUGCCAGAAUGCGUGAUACAUUUUUAGGAAAAGCUAGGUUUGGAAGGAAAUUCUAGAGGUUAAAUAUGUGCUUACGUCAUAUAUUGCAUAUCAAGGGUUGAUAAAUGCAUUGUGAACUUUUUUUUUUUUACACACAAAGGGACAGUCAACUCCAAAAUUUGUAUUGUCUAAAAAGAUAGAAAAUCCCUUUAUUACCCAUUCCCCAGUUCUGCACAACCAACCUGGUUAUAGUAAUAUACUUGUUACCUCUGAUUACCUUGUAUCUAAGCCUCUUGACAGCCCCUUGAUCACAUGGCUAUCUAUUGACUUGCAUUUUAGCCAAUUAGUGCAGUGUCGGCCACAACUCCAUGGAAGUGAGCACACUUAUCUAUAUGACCCACAUGAAUUAGCAGUCUCUUGUGAAAAGCUAAUAAAAAAAGCAUGUGAUAAGAGGCUGUCUGUAGUGGCUUGCAAACAGAGGUUUAAAUGUUAUUAAGUAUAUUAAUAUAACAACGUUGGUCCUGCAAAGGAGGGCAAUGGGUAGUAAAGGAAUUAUCUAUCUUUUUAAACGAUAACCAUUUUGGUGUUGGCUGUUCCUUUAAGCUUAAAAAAAGGACAGUGUGGCAUAGGUCAUGAUUUAGAUUUGUUUUCCUUCCAUUUCAGGUUCUGCUCAGACUACAUGAAGUCCCCUUUCUGUGCACAGACCUCAAUGAUUCUAUUUCAUUAACAGCUGGACUAACUGAAGGCUGCAGUGCUUAGUGUAGUGUUGCACUGUGCGUUUUUUUAAAAUGUUAUUUUCAUUAAUCCGUAAAUAUAUCUUAAUAUUGUACUAACAGAAAACUGUAAAACAUGUGACUUAAAAGUCUUCAGAAGUGAUUUACUGUCUUUAAGAAAUUGUGAAAGAAAGUUGUUUGUGGGCUUCUACAUAUCGUAGCUCAAGGUUUUAUUGUGUAUUGCAGAAUGUUCCUAUGGUGUAUAUAAGCUUAGCCUGAGUGCACACUGCAGCAUGCAAUAAUCUUAACUGUGUAAAACAGGCUUGCUUGUUUUUUUCUUUUCACAGCAGGUACCUUUCCUAGCCAUGCUUGUAAAUAGUGCCUGUUUAACAUGUACUAUUUAAAGGUCCUUUUGUUGUAAACAAGGCAUUCAAUUAAGUCUCGUGAUUGCUCUGUCAUAGUGGGUAUCAAAAAGGAAACACAAAAUCUAAAAAUCAUAUACAUGUCAAACUCAAAACAAUAGUUUGCAACAUAUAUUGUUAAACUUCCCAAUCCUCUGCUUAGUACCAGAGCAGAUAUCAAAUAUUAUUUAUUGUGUUUAUCCAUGUCUCAAUUGUGAUUGACUCAUCUGCUUUAGCAAGAAAAUCCUCCUUUUUUUUUUUUUUUUUUUUUACAGAGGGUUUAAACAUUAGGCCAAUCAUUCUUCCCUACCACAAUAGUCUACUACCAGAGAGGAAAAAUGCUGGAGUACAAAAAUAUGUUCAGUCUACUCCUGGAACUGUCAACACUCCAGAACAAUUAAAACUCUCCUCCUCUGACCAAAUUUAGGCAGCUUGCUCUUCAGGCCUGGGAGUGCCUGACAAUCAGUGACUUCAUUCUCCAAGCUGCCUGCUCAGCUCAUUCCUGCAAGCGUAGCACAUUUAACCCACUAGCUACUGUUAUGCUGCUGUACUUUGGAAAGUAAGGUUUAAAUGCUGGCAUACUUGAUCCAUUUCUGAUCACCUCCAUAUGCAGCUUUUAUUCUAGUUUACCAUGUGCCUUAUUAGUUUAUCAUAAUGGUGCUAAGUUUGCAACAUAAACCUUUUUUUUUUCCCUUUGGCCCUCAAAAUAACCAAUUGGCCCCAGCCAUUCAAGUCCAAUGGUUUAUAAACACAAUUAACUGCACAAUUCUGAAUGAGACUUUCUGAUGUCCCUCUACUGCACUAAAGCUUGUAAAAUGAUCUGUUUUUGUAUCUUAUGGGAUGGGAGGAAUACAGUGUUCAUUUUGCAAAUGUUACUUGAGCCUCAAAGUUGAGAGGCUCUUAAAAAAAGAAAAAGGAAUAAAAAUAUAUUUUCUCAAA